Molecule: messenger RNA, 1194 nt
Organism: Recurvomyces mirabilis
Lineage: Eukaryota; Fungi; Ascomycota; Dothideomycetes; Mycosphaerellales; Teratosphaeriaceae
Gene: IPK1
Product: Inositol-pentakisphosphate 2-kinase
Exons: 1
Coding region: 1-1194 (397 amino acids)
Biological process (GO): inositol phosphate biosynthetic process
Cellular component (GO): nucleus
Molecular function (GO): ATP binding; inositol-1,3,4,5,6-pentakisphosphate 2-kinase activity
Source: RefSeq, a predicted model, not a curated record
AUGAGUCAAGAGCCUCCUUUGAGCGUAACGGAGUUGUUCUACAACGUCCGCCGUACCGCGAACGCCGAGAGCGUCGAAGACACUGAAAGCGAUGCCCUCUCGUUCGAGAAGGACGAAGUAUCUACAACCGUCUACUACCGCGAGGCCACGAAAGUAAACUGCGUCGUCUUCACCAGCGAACCUUGCCACGCCAACAACGGGACACCGCUCAACCUAGAGUAUGUGAACGAAGGCGGUGCGAACAUCAUCUUCCGCUUCCUACCCCAGGGUGCCGAAGCGAAGCUCCCUCGCAGACUUCAAGGCAAACUCCUACGACUCCCCAAGAUCCCUCUCGAGCCUCCUGAUAUGCACUGGAACCCCGAAGCCUACUUUCAGAUCCCUGCGAUGGAACAGCAUGAGUACUGGACUGAGAUACUAAGUCGGGAGGCAGUGCUGGAUCUCGAAUCCGUGACCCUGUGGCCCACACUCGAUAAGCUGAUAAACUUCCAUCUCGGGAACGCAGCACGUACAGAGAAUCGGCGAUCGACAGAGUGGGAAGGCGGAGCGGUGGGAUUUCUGACCACGGAUAUGACUGCUGGAGAGGGCGAGGAGCUGCACGAGUUCAAGCCUAAGUGGUUGGCUCAGUCCCCCAAUGCGCCACGGCAUGCACGGCGGUGUCGGACGUGUGCGCUACGAGCCAAGCGGGCUACGGAAAGUGUGGUGACGAGGACUGAUAGACAGAGUCUCUGUCCACUUUACCUGCUUACCGUCCUCGGUCAACGUCACGCAGAGCGGUUCACAGACAACCCGCAUCAGCUCAACUUCAUCACCAAGGAAGCCCUUCCCGUCCUCAGAAAGCUGCGGGAACAUCAACUAGACAACGAUACGGUCGGCAUCCUAGACGUCUGGCAGAAAUCUAUGUCGGAUGCUACCCCUGUCAGGAAACUCGCACGGGCGAUGACAUCACGGGAUUGCACGAUCUACGGUCGUUGCAAGCAAGACGGGACGAUUGAAGUUCGGGUUGGCGAUCUCGAUAUGAAGCCCCCAGCGGUCGGAUGGCCGAAGUGGGCUGCGAUUGAGAAGGGGUUGCGGGAUGGAGGGUGGUAUGAUGGGCUGGAUGAUGUUUGUUUGUUGUCGAAUGAGGAGGAUAUGGCGGUUGUGAAGAGCUGUUAUGAGCCUGAUCUUCGCAGGGCUGUGUUUCGGUGGACGGAGUAG